AUGAACACUACGGAGAAGCGCCGUCAAGCGCCCGGCAACUUGUCUGCCCAUAUCCUGCGAACUGGUGCUUCGAACAACAACCGCACCAACAUGCCUGCUUUGCCGCCCAGGGCCGCGAUGCUUUCCAAUACCAACGCGACGCCCGAAGAGACCCAUGAGACCAGCGGCGGUGCCCCGCUCAAAGAGAAGGAAAGCACAACUACAGGGAGCAGUGGCACGAAGGACAAGGACCGCGACAAGGAUCGCAAAGAGCGGAGGGAGAAGAGGGAGAAGAAGGAGAGGGACCGCGAGCUUGAAGUCGUUCUGAAAGAGAAGGAUGAGAAGAUUACAUAUCUGGAGAAGGAAAUGGGUAUAAUGGAGCGAGAGUUCCACCGCGAAUUGGAUAAGCUGAGCCAAAACGAAAGCGAAACGGCAACAUUCUGGCAAGCCAAGCAUAGCGCGCUGAAUCAACAAUAUUUACGGACCGAUACAGAGCUACGGCUACUACGCGCCGAGGUUGAAGUACGAGAGGGCGAGCGUGAAGAGCUGCGAGAAGGUUGGGAGGUCCUACGACGAGAGCUCAAGGAGCGAGACGACGAAAUUCGAGGGCUCAGAGGCCAAGUACGUGGGUUGAAAGAGUGGGUGAGCAGUAGCACAAGAACAGAUGGGCAAGAAUGCGACGAGGUGUUUGGCGAUGGGAUGGCACGGCUGGGCAAUGGUUUGCAGAACUGGGUCAUUGUGAACUUUCGCAAGGCCAAGAUAAAUUUGGAGAACUUGGAUGAGGCAACGCUGGCCGAGGUCAACGAACUGGUGCCCAUGUAUGAGGAGCUUGCAUCGACACACAAGGUUUACCUCUUGCAAUCUAUCGUAUCGAGGAUACUAGUCGAAAUGGUGUUUGACGCCUACUUUGUUGGCCUUUCAGAAGAGCAGACUCAGCAAUUUCGACAGGUGGAAAAGCUUAUUUCUUCAUACGCUGCCUCUGAUGAGGCUAUAAACCAUUGGCGAUCCUCCACCCUUGCUCUUCUCCGUCGAGACGGCUCAUCCCUUGAAACAUCAACGUCAUCUGUCAGUGAAGCCAUCCUGACCCGAAUAACUCGUCUUCUCGACGCCCUCUGUGGUACAUCUCCCUCCGAGGCUCGAGACAGUGGACUACGUGUUCUCGUCAACAACUCAAUAGAGCUCGCGCGCCUCGUUGCCGUUCAAAAGGCCGUGCUGCGGGUGAAUAUGCCUACGGUGUUGCCGCAUCAGAGGGUCAUGUUCGAGUCUGAGACGAUGGAGGACUUAGGUGGUGAGGACGAAGAGUCCUUGACUGGGAGGGAGAUCUGCUGUGUUGCUUUUCCGGGGGUAAUUAAGCAUGGUGAUGAACAUGGUGGACACUUGCAAUACCGCAACAUAAUCCUCAAGGCGAGGGUUCUUUGUAGCCCCGAGUAA
This is a messenger RNA of Fusarium sp. VM40, 1410 nucleotides long. The record is from the annotation of a GenBank genome assembly. Lineage: Eukaryota; Fungi; Ascomycota; Sordariomycetes; Hypocreales; Nectriaceae.